Molecule: messenger RNA, 1368 nt
Organism: Orbilia oligospora ATCC 24927
Lineage: Eukaryota; Fungi; Ascomycota; Orbiliomycetes; Orbiliales; Orbiliaceae
Exons: 2
Coding region: 1-1368 (455 amino acids)
Biological process (GO): transmembrane transport
Molecular function (GO): transmembrane transporter activity
Source: RefSeq, a predicted model, not a curated record
AUGGCUGGAGGUGUCCCAAUUGUUGCGCGCGCAGCCGCGAGCGAUAGAGAAUUGACUGGUGCAGCGGCAUUGACUCUUAGACAGUCCUUGCUUCCAUGCGCUCUUGUUACUACUCUUUUCUUCCUCUGGGGUUUCGCAUACGGCCUUCUAGAUGUUUUGAACGCCCAUUUCCAGAGUGCUUUAGGCAUCACAAAGAGUCAGAGCUCUGCCCUGCAGGGUGCAUACUUUGGCGCAUACUUCUUGUUCCCUCUGCUCUUUGGUGGGCCAAUAUUGCGACGAUUCGGUUACAAGGUUACUUUCAUGACUGGCCUUAUCAUCUUUGGUAUUGGAUGCUUUUGUUUUUGGCCCUCUGGUAUCUACUCGUCUUUUGGUGGGUUCUGCGGGUCCAUGGCUAUUGUUGGAUGGGGUCUGUCGACACUCGAAGUAUCGGCGAAUCCAUACCUUGCAACUUGCGGUCCUCCAAAGUAUUCCGAAAUCAGACUAUCAACUGCUCAGGCUGUCCAGGCUACUGGAACCGUCGUCGCACCAGUUCUCGGCUCCUAUGUCUUCUUCAAGAAUACUGAGGAUCUUAACUCUCUCAAGAACGUCCAAUGGGUCUAUCUCGGUGUUGGAGUAUUCGUCUUCUGUCUUGCUUUCGCAUUCUUCUUCGCCCCAAUCCCAGAGAUUACCGAUGCGGAUAUGGAACUCCAAGCCACUUCUGAUGAGCUCUCCCAGGAAGUCGAACCUUUGAGGAAGCAAAUUACUCUUUUCUGGGGUGUUGCAGCUCAAUUCUGCUACGUCGGUGCCCAAUGCGCAGUUGCAGGUUUCUUCAUCAACUACACUCUCGAAACCGGCCGUGAUCAUGCAACUUCUGCAAAUCUUCUCGCCGUCGCUCAAGGUCUCUUCGCCAUUGGUCGUUUCGCCGGUGCCGCAAUGAUGAAAUUCGUCAAGCCUCGUUAUGUUCUUCUUACUUUCCUCAUCGGAACAUGCGUUUUCUCCAUACUGUCCAUGAACAUCGGAGGAACAGCAGGUCUUUCAUUCCUCAACGUCGUCUUCUUUUUCGAGUCAUGCUGUUUCCCACUUAUCUUUACUCUCGCUAUCAAGAAGCUCGGUCGUCAUACUAAAAUCGGUGCUUCUUUCCUCGUUUCUUCGAUCUCCGGUGGAGCCGUUUGGCCACAAAUCCUCGCACAGGUUGCAGACCGUAAAUCGACCCAUUUUGCUAUGCUGGUCCCAUUUAUCGGAUUUGCUUUGGCGACUACUUUCCCAGUUUACGUCAAUCUAUUCCAGAGGGAUCGCAUGGACAUCGCAUUCGAGACAGUUACGCCUGCACGCGACGUGGAAGAGAGGAGCAUCGACGACGAAAAGGUUCACGUUUCUAUGAAGGAGUAA